GUACUCGCCAUCCCUCUCACUCGAUCUUUUUGGGUCGAUCGAUCGAGAGCGAGAUGGGGAGGGGGAGAGUGCAGCUGAAGCGGAUCGAGAACAAGAUCAACCGCCAGGUGACCUUCUCCAAGCGCCGAUCGGGGCUGCUGAAGAAGGCCCACGAGAUCUCCGUCCUCUGCGAUGCCGAGGUCGCCCUCAUCAUUUUCUCCGCCGAGGGCAAGCUCUAUGAGUACGCCAGCAACUCCUGCAUGGAAAAGAUCCUUGAACGUUACGAACGUUACUGCUACGCUGAAAAGGCAAUUGCUUGCUCAGAUACUGGACCUCAGGGCAACUGGUACAGAGAAUAUGCCAAACUUAAGGCUAAGUUUGAGGUUUUGCAUAGAAGCCAAAGGCAUCUCAUGGGAGAACAACUUGACUCAUUGACCGUCAAAGAACUCCAACAAUUAGAACAUCAGCUUGAAACUUCUAUGAAGCAAAUUAGAUCAAGAAAGACACAAAUAAUGCUCGACUUUGUAGCUGAGCUCCAAAGAAAGGAGAAGUCACUGCGGGAGCAAAACAAGAUAUUGGAGGAGGAGCUGAUGGAGAAGCAGAAGCUCAUGGCUCCGUCCCACCAAGCACAGAGGCAACAGCAAAACCAGCUCCCAUCAAGCUCCUCUUCACCGUCCUCAUUUCCGAUAGCUGGAUUGAUAGCUGAAUCCAACCCUAUUCUAAGCAUCGGAACUUUCCGCGGAAGGGGAUCAGUGGAUAGCGAAGCAGCAGCACAAACCCAGGUACGAAACACCAGCAGCUUGUUGCCGCCAAUGGAUGCUUGGCCAUCCGAAUGGUUAACUUCCAUGUGCAACCUGAAGCUGUAAGUUGUGAAUGGUCCGACGAUGGUGUUAGGCUACUUCUUCCACAAGCAUGCACCUGAAUAUGGUCAGUAUAUAUUAUUCUUAGGUGUCCUAGUCGUACAUUAUCAAUCAGAGAAUCCUAGGACAAGAUGGUUAUGCAAUCAUAUAAGUGUGUCUCGUGCAUCCAACUCCCGUGCUCUCACUCUUGCAGAUGUACAGGAAUAUAUAUGGCCACCAUAAACAGCCUGACAUGGGCUUCACUUAAAAUGUUUGUGUUUGUCUUCUAAUCACAUCAAGUAUUUAGCAGAGUUGAGUAACAUCAGCCUUGAUGUUGUUUUCUCGUGUAUGCAGAAGUAGCCAAUAAGCAUCAUUUAUGUAAUAAUAAGAUGAUGCAUGCCUUUGAUGUCGCCAUAUAUCAGGGAUGCUAGGCUCCAUGGCAUUCUUGUGUAAAAGGCAAAGGUUGGGAUAUUUGCAGCUGCCAUAUUUGCAAUGGCAAUUUAGGCUACAGUUUCAUUAUUUAUUGUUAUUAUUUUA
This is a messenger RNA of Musa acuminata AAA Group (dessert banana), 1355 nucleotides long. RefSeq names its product truncated transcription factor CAULIFLOWER A-like. The transcript is spliced from 8 exons. The record is from RefSeq and is a predicted model, not a curated record. Gene Ontology annotation, molecular function: DNA-binding transcription factor activity, RNA polymerase II-specific; RNA polymerase II cis-regulatory region sequence-specific DNA binding; protein dimerization activity. The coding region runs from base 54 to 845 and encodes 263 amino acids. Lineage: Eukaryota; Viridiplantae; Streptophyta; Magnoliopsida; Zingiberales; Musaceae. Gene Ontology annotation, cellular component: nucleus. Gene Ontology annotation, biological process: positive regulation of transcription by RNA polymerase II.